AUGUGUCUUCUCUCUCACUGCAGCUACAACCCCUCAGGAUUCAUAGUCUACCUCGGUCGCCAGAGUCAAGAGGGCAGCAACCCCAACAAGGUUUCCAGAACCAUUUCUCAGAUUAUCAUGCAUCCCGGUUACAAUAGCGACACCUUAGACAACGACAUCGUUCUCCUCCGCCUCUCAUCCCCGGUCGACUUUAACGAUUACAUCCGGCCCGUCUGUCUGGCUGCAUCUGGUAGCACCUUCAGCCCCGGGGCCAAUGUCUGGUUCACGGGCUGGGGCAACAUCGAGGAAGGAGGUUUAGAGUUCCUGCCUCCGGUGGUGUGGCAGGAAGCAGAGAUUCCCGUGCUAGAGCAGAGCACAUGCGGCAACAUCUACUACUGUACCGAGAUCACAGACAACAUGCUUUGUGCAGGACAGGAGGGCAAGGGUACACGUGAGGGUGGAGUGGUGAGCUUUGGUGAUGUUUCAAGUUAUGCUCUGUACCCUGAUGUCUACGCACGCGUGUCGCGAUACCAGAGCUGGAUCACAUCACACAUCACUACGGAUACGCCCGGAUUCAUCACCGUCACCACCGGCAACGACCAGACUACCUAG
Engraulis encrasicolus (European anchovy) is the source of this 591-nucleotide messenger RNA. RefSeq names its product transmembrane protease serine 9-like. Gene Ontology annotation, molecular function: serine-type endopeptidase activity. The transcript is spliced from 3 exons. The record is from RefSeq and is a predicted model, not a curated record. The coding region runs from base 1 to 591 and encodes 196 amino acids. Gene Ontology annotation, biological process: proteolysis. Lineage: Eukaryota; Metazoa; Chordata; Actinopteri; Clupeiformes; Engraulidae.